Symbiodinium natans is the source of this 543-nucleotide messenger RNA. The record is from the annotation of a GenBank genome assembly. Lineage: Eukaryota; Dinophyceae; Suessiales; Symbiodiniaceae.
AUGGGCAUCUUCAAGAGACUCUUUGGCGGGUUCGGGGUCAAAAAGAAGGUCCGGAUCGUAGUCGUCGGACUUGACAACAGCGGCAAGACCACUGUCCUCAACGCCUUGAAACCCAAGAAGGCCACACUGGAAACGGUGCCAACUGUGGGCUUCAAUACAGAGGAGUUUCAGAAACAUGGCGUGAAUUUCUCUGCCCUCGACAUGUCUGGGCAGAGCCGAUAUCGGAAUCUGUGGGAACAUUACUACGGUGAGGUGGAGGGCAUCAUCGUGGUCAUCGACUCCACAGACAAGCUUCGUUUCGCAGUUGUCAAGGAUGAGCUGGAAACCAUGCUGGCAGACCCCAGAAUAGCUGAGAAGAAGAUGCCCAUCUUGUUCUUGAACAAUAAAGUUGAUCAACCAGCAGCUUCGCCACCGCAGGAGACAAUGCAGGCUCUAGGCCUUGAUCGCAUCACCGACAGGCCCUGGCAGCUCUUCUCCUGUGAUGCCCUGAAGGGCGACGGUGUGGAGGAGGCAAACAUCUUGCAAGUUGUACCAAGCAUUUGA